AUGUCUGACAAGCUCACUCGUAUUGCCAUCAUCAACUCGGAUAAGAAAUGCCGUCAAGAGUGCAAGAAGUCCUGUCCGGUCGUCCGUAGCGGUAAACUCUGCAUUGAAGUGACCGCUGAGUCGAAAAUCGCAUUCAUCUCCGAGCGCCUGUGUAUUGGUUGCGGUAUUUGCCCUAAAAAAUGUCCCUUCGGUGCCAUCCAUAUCAUCAACCUGCCCACCAACCUGGAAACUCAGGUUACCCAUCGGUACUCGGCCAACAGCUUCAAGCUCCACCGUCUUCCUAUGCCCCGCCCCGGUCAAGUCUUGGGUCUUGUUGGAACAAACGGUAUUGGCAAGAGUACUGCGCUAAAGAUUUUGAGUGGCAAGCUGAAGCCUAACUUGGGUCGCUAUGAAAAUCCACCCGAUUGGGAGGAGAUUCUGAAGUACUUCCGUGGCUCCGAAUUACAGAACUACUUUACCAAGAUCCUGGAGGAUGAUCUGAAGGCUGUUGUGAAGCCCCAAUAUGUCGACCAGAUUCCUCGCGCUGUGAAGGGACCUGUCAAGGGUGUGCAGGAACUCAUCCAGAGCCGCUCCCAGCUCGACAACAUGGAGGAGAUCAUGGAUGUGCUUGAGCUGAGACAGGUUGCGGAUCGCGAUAUAAACCAUCUCUCUGGUGGUGAGCUGCAACGUUUUGCCAUUGGACUGGUUUGUGUCCAAAAAGCUGACGUCUACAUGUUUGAUGAGCCUUCGUCUUAUCUCGAUGUCAAGCAACGUCUAGCUGCUGCCCGUACUAUCCGUAGUCUCCUUCGCCCCGAUGACUACGUUAUCGUUGUGGAGCACGAUUUGUCCGUACUCGAUUACCUUUCCGACUUCAUUUGUGUCCUUUACGGCCGCCCAGCUGUCUACGGUGUCGUGACUCUGCCUUCCUCGGUUCGCGAGGGCAUCAACAUCUUCUUGGAUGGACAUAUCCCCACUGAGAAUCUGCGUUUCCGUGAGGAAUCUCUCAGUUUCCGUCUGACUGAAGCGGGCGAUGAUUUCCUCGUCGAUAAGGAUCGCGCUUUCAGCUACCCCAAAAUGGAGAAGACUCUCGGUGGAUUCCACCUGAAAGUUGAGCCUGGCAAGUUCACCGAUUCGGAGAUUAUUGUUAUGAUGGGUGAGAACGGAACUGGAAAGACCACGUUCUGUAAGAUGCUUGCUGGCGCAGAAAAGCCUGACCAUGGUUCAUCGGUGCCGAAGAUGAACAUCUCCAUGAAGCCCCAGAAGAUCACGCCCAAGUUCCAGGGUACCGUGCGUCAGCUGUUCUUCAAGCGUAUUAAGGCCGCUUUCCUCUCGCCCCAAUUCCAGACUGAUGUGUACAAGCCCCUGAAAAUGGACGACUUCAUCGACCAGGAGGUUCAAAACCUGUCUGGUGGUGAGUUGCAGCGUGUUGCCAUUGUCUUGGCUCUGGGCAUACCUGCCGAUAUUUAUCUCAUUGACGAACCCAGUGCCUACUUGGACUCUGAACAGCGUAUUGUUGCUGCCCGUGUGAUCAAGCGUUUCAUCAUGCACACCAAGAAGACCGCUUUUAUCGUCGAGCACGAUUUCAUCAUGGCUACCUACCUGGCAGAUCGUGUUAUUGUCUUUGACGGCAAGCCUUCCGUAGAUGCUCGUGCAAACACUCCCGAGUCUCUGGUUACCGGCUGCAACAGGUUCUUGCAGAGCUUGGACGUAACCUUCCGUCGUGACCCCAACAGCUACCGCCCUCGGAUCAACAAGUACCAAAGUCAAAUGGAUCAGGAACAGAAGUUGGCCGGCAACUACUACUUCCUGGAAGAGGAGGCUUGA
This is a messenger RNA of Penicillium angulare, 1803 nucleotides long. RefSeq names its product ATP-binding cassette domain-containing protein. The coding region runs from base 1 to 1803 and encodes 600 amino acids. NCBI's taxonomy places the organism in Eukaryota, Fungi, Ascomycota, Eurotiomycetes, Eurotiales, Aspergillaceae. Gene Ontology annotation, biological process: translational termination; ribosomal subunit export from nucleus; translational initiation. Gene Ontology annotation, molecular function: iron ion binding; ribosomal small subunit binding; ATP hydrolysis activity. The record is from RefSeq and is a predicted model, not a curated record. The transcript has 6 exons.